UCUCUCUCUCUCUUCACUCUCUCUCUCUCUGUGUCUGUGUGUGUGAGUGUGCUAGAGAGCGUGUGUGUGUGUGUGAGCGCUCAGCUAAGCUGGCAUCGCUCCUGUUUGUUUUCAGCCAUUUUGGGGCUGCCAGUGCCUGUAACAAACUGCUAAAUGGCUGCCUCUCUCUAUCUGUGAGCAGUUCAGCCUUGCAAUUCUCUUUAAAAAAAAAAAAGGCCAGGAGGGGGAGAGGAGGAAAAGAUAAACGAGAAAAAAAGAAAGAAAAAGAAACUAACUAACUAACCGCUGAGACGCUGUCAAGGCCAACUACGAGAGUCAGCAAAACUCAGUUAACUGUAGUCAGCUCUUGCACUGUUAGUCUACACAAGCUGAACUGUGGAGAACUGAGAUGCUGCUCCAGAUUUCAAGAGGUUUUGGCGCAACGUCAUGGUGUCCAGGGCCGAGGUUUCGGACCCGAGCCACGCGGGCACCCUCCUCUCGCACCUGAACGAGCAGCGGUUGGACGGGGGCCUCUUCUGCGACGUCACUGUCAUCGCUGGCGACGACGCCAAGUUCCGGGCCCACCAAAGCGUCUUGGCCGCCUGCAGCCCUUACUUCCGGGAGCUGCUCUCUUCGCCCCUGCCUCUCGGGGCUGCCGCUGUUGCCGCUGCCCCUGGAGCUACACAGCUGAGCGAGAGGGUAGUGGAGCUGCCUCACCUGAAGUCUGGCAUCCUCUCGGACCUGCUGGAUUACAUCUACACCUCCAGAGUCUCCCUCCAGGGCUCCAGAGGCACCAAGCAGCUUUCCGAAGCCGGGAAGAGUCUAGGCAUUCCUUUCUUGGCAAGCCUGCCUGGGGAUCCCGGACGGGCCAAGAACAAGGCGGACAGUUCAGCCAGCUCACCGUCUCUCGACUUCCCUUGCAGCCUUCCAAGGCUUCCCAGAAACAGGGAGCGGCACACAUCACCCUCCUUGCCUUCCGGCGUAAACCUGGAGGACUCCCAGUGGAAGAUGGCAGCAGUGGACAAGCAGCGACAUUUUGACUCCGGACGAUCCCCAUCUCCCAUCGACCUCACGGCCCCAGCCAGGAAGGAUCCCAAAUCCUCCUCCGUGGUUCAGUUCCAAAGCCUUCCCCAUGAACUUCCUCCACAGAGCACUUUACCUUUGCCAGCCUAUCCAAUGGAUGCUGGGCCCACAGAGACUGGCGGUGGUGGGUCAGCACAGGACUCGGAAAACAACCAUGCCGCUGAGAGCUUCCCAGUGACUAUGGAUUCUGAGUGUUCCACCACGGAAACGGCCAAAAUCCUGUUCAACCUGAGUACAGUGGCUUUUAAGGGAAGGGGUCACAAACACGGCAGGGUGGCAUCAAGCACGGAUGAUGCAGCACCAGUUAAGCAGAGAAGUGAGUCAAAGGACAGUGUGUCAGGAUCUCUUUCCCCUCCUCCAGCUUCUAAAGGUUUCUUCUGUGGACUAUGUCAUCGCUCCUUCAGUUUAUCCUCGUCCCUCAGCGUCCACAUGAGGCUGCACAGAGGAGGGAGGACGCUGAGCUGUCGCCACUGUGGGAAAGCCUUCAUUCACAACAAGAGGUUGCAGUCCCAUGAGGCACUUUGCGGGCAGCCUCGACAACAGGAGCAAACAGCCCUUGUGGCCCCAGCCAAGGAGGAAGACCAGGGGAACUGUGAGGACGAGGAGAAGGAGGAGGAGGAAGAGGUGGGGGAGAGAAGGGAGAAGGAAGAGGAACAGGAACCACAGGGUCGUUCAGCACCGGCCAGGAUCCACAAGAAAGGGAGGGGCUUCCUGGGACGUCACCGAAGCUUCCAGAGGACAGACCUGCUGGCUGAGGAGGACCACUUUGUGAAAGUGGUGGAUGGGCACAUCAUCUACUUCUGCACAGUCUGUGAGCGCUCCUACAUGACCCUCUCCAGUCUCAAGCGCCACUCCAAUGUCCACUCAUGGCGUAGGAAGUACCCAUGCCGAUACUGCGACAAGGUCUUUGCCCUGGCUGAGUAUCGGACCAAACACGAGGUGUGGCACACAGGAGAAAGACGCUAUCAGUGCAUUUUCUGCUGGGAGACCUUUGUCACUUACUACAACCUGAAAACCCACCAGAAGUCCUUCCAUGGCAUCAACCCUGGACUCAUAACUAGUGAGAAAACACCCAAUGGGGGUUACAAGCAGAAGGUAAAUGCUCUCAAACUCUACCGCCUGCUACCCAUGAGGUCCCAGAAGAGACCUUACAAGACCUAUAGCCAGUCACUCUCUGAAAACAUCCUGCUUUCUUCCGAUAACAUACCCUCUGUUCCUCUGGCUUUACCUAUGGAUGGCGGGCUGCCUGCCCCUCUGGGCUCUGACCAGCUGCAGUCGUACAUCAAUGAAAAACACACUAUGGGCCUGCAAGCAGAUCCCGCAGACUACUUGUUGGCACCACCUCUAGAUCCUGGUGGGUUGGGAAGAGGGGAAACAACUCAACCCUCUGCUCCUACCUUGCCCGUACAUGGGAUAAACAGGGAAGGAGAGGCUGAGGAAGACGAAACAAACCUUAGGGUGCCUGGCCAUGCCAAAGGCUUCUGUGGUACAGAAACGUCUGCCUCUACUGUCAUUGCAUAUGGUCACCCAAAGCCUUCGGUAAUAGUGCAUGGAACGUCUGUGUCAUCUGUGAUUAUGCACAGCAAUCAGGUUCCUUCGUCAAGCAGCAAAGCUUACUCUGGCAAUCGCCGUUCCCUAGAAAAUGAGCCUGCCAGUGAGCAACCAUCCCCCAAAGUGGCCCGGCCCAUCAAGAAGCAGGUCCUCAGGGAGUACAUUCAGUCCCAAAAAAGAGCUUCCAAGUCAGAGAACAGCACAGCAGAAGAGGAAGGCAGACAACCAUCCAGUGCAGAUGAGGAGAAGAGGCCCCAGAAGACCUGCAAAGCCCAUGGCAAGAGUGUGACCUAUGUGGCCAAGCCUGCUUGUGUUGGGGGGUCCUCCGAGACCAAAGGUGGAGCCCCAUUGUGCCAGAUCACUGUGCGCAUUGGAGAGGAAGCCAUUGUGAAGAGGAGCAUCUCAGAAACUGAUCUGAUGAGGGACAAGAGCCCUCCACCCUCCAAAACAAAAAAGGCUGACUCUCCCAUAGAAGAGCCAAUCCAUCAUCACCAACAACACCAUCACCACCACCGCCACCGGAGUAAGGACAACAAUGAGAAGAUGCCCAAGCCAUGCAAAGCCAGAGAGUACUAUUUCCGAAGGGAGGUCCGAGAGGAAGAGAGCGACCAGGAUGCAGAGGACAACCUAUGGAGGCCUUACUACUCCUAUAAGCCCAAGAGGAAGGCUAUACAUGUGCAGAAGGUAAAGAAAUCUAGCUGGCAACGCAAGCUCCACUACAAGCGCUCCCUGCGCCUGACAAAGAGAGCUGAGAGGCUGGUGCAGCAGAGUGCACAGGAUGAGGGCCACGAGAGACAGCCAGAUGCCUCCUCAGCCCUGGAAGAUGAACAGGGAGAGCCAGAGGAACAAGAAGAGCUCUGGUGCCAGAUCUGCAACCAGUCCUUCCAGGACUACCUCUCUAUGAAGAGGCACGAGCGGCAUCACCAAGUGGGUAAAGCCUUCGAGUGCAGCACCUGCGGCCGGCACUUCUCCACAGUGAAAAAGCUGGACAAGCAUGAGCUGACACACCUCAUGGAGUUCGUCUGCUUGCUGUGCCAGGAGACAUUCGUCUCCCGGAGUCUCUUAGAGGAGCAUCAGGGCACACACCACACCAAAACAGAGAAUACUUUGCCACAGGCAGAGGUGGGGGCUGAGCUGAGUGAACUGGAGAAAAGCAGCCUUCCUCGGGUUGGCAGGAGACCUUCUGUUCGUCACUCCUGCCCCUUCUGCUCAAAGGUCUGCAAGACAGCCGCUGCACUGGGAAGGCACAUGAAACGUCAUGGGUCAGAUGCGAGUGAUGUUGCCGAGACCGCCACGCCAAUGGUGUCUGAAGCAACAGCCUCCGACCCGGAAGUGGAUUCUGAAGCAAAACAAGAUACAGACGAGUGCCCUCCUGUUAUUAACUAUUCAAAGUCACAGCAGCCGAGCAACACAGGCAGCUAUGAACCUCGAUAUGACAGCUCACUCAAACUAGGGGUCGGGACUGACACAGCUCUGCCAACCCAGACAACGGAACUCUCAUGUGGUGAGACACGGGAAGGCCAAGAUAAAAAUCUUGACAUGGAAGCAUCAGUCCCCAGCCCACACUGUAGCAAGACAGUUCAACCUGACCAGAGUCUGAAAUCCAACAGAUCUGAUGCUCCCAGUGGCUGUGCUCAAAGUGUUCUGGUUCUGAACGGCAAGGACUCUCCAGAGUUGCAUAAGCUGGACACGGCUGACUCGUACAAAACUGAGAGGAGCCCAGAGGCACAAACAAAUGCUGCAGAUCACACCACAUCUACAGAAGACUGUGGAGUAACUGCCUUGCCAUGCCAUCGUUACAAUGGCCCAUCUGAGGACCACCAUACCAGUCUGAAUGUCAGUUUGGGCUUGCUCCCCACUAUCAGAACUCCAGGCAAAUCAGCAGCAACCGCACCUGGUACCACACAAAGCAAUGCUGGACAGGAUUUAUCCGAUAAAAGCAAGUAUGCUUACCAGAGCACUUUGAUACGGGAAGCAUCAUCAGGCACAGACCAAGAUGAAUGUUCCCAGGACCUAAGGAUGUUGCAGACUGGGGUCACUACCCCACCCAAGCUAGCUAUGACAUCACACAGUGGCGGAAACACUCCUGAGCCUAGAGACACGCCAAAGUGCCCAGAGCAAAAGGGGUCUACGACACAGGGGCUGGUGAUGCUGCCUAAGGGAAAAGGAGACUCUCAUCCAGCUGCAGAGCAGAGGGUGGCAGCCUUGCCGAGAGAAGCCACUCCUGUGCAGGAGCUAACGGCAUCUUCCAUGGAAAGGGAGGCUGCUGACAGCAUGAUUGUGUCACAUGGCGGGAAAGAGGGGGCAGAGGCAAAGGGAAUCGUAAAGAUAUCCAAAAAGGAGGAGAUCCCAGCCUCUGUGGCUGUCGCUGUAUCUCCUGAAUUUCCCGUCAUCCAAACCACUGCUAAAGCCAGCAGCAAUGCUGUGCCCUCCCGUGAGCAGACGGCUCCCCUCGUCACUUCAGGCAACAGCGCCCAGAGGAGGCUCAAGUCUCCCACCAACCCCCCAGUGCAGGACCUCCUGAGGCCCCGCAUGGGGCCCAGCCCAGCCACCCAGGCCAUGGUACACGAAGGACAGGGCCUCAUCAUGUCUCGCUUGACGGGAGUGAGCGCCCCCCAAAGCGUGCUGGUCUCCCACAAAUCAGAGGAGGAGCCUCCAGUUCCCCGGGACUUCCACCGGGAGGUGGCCUACCCAGUCCAGGAGUUUCCCUUACCUCUCAUCGUACCAGGAGGCUGCCGCUCCAGCAAGAAGCAAGAAGACAACAUCCUGGUUUCAUACCCAGCCAGUGCCAUUCAGUUUGGGCCCCUGGGAAAGAUGUCCAAUGGAGAUUUGGGGAAACUGCCCUUUUACCCUGACCCCUAUCAGCUCCUCUACGGGCCCCAGCUACUGGCCUACCCUUACAAUCUGGCUGCCCUGCCCAUGGCUCUCAAUAUGAUGGCGCCCGGUGACAAGGGGGAGCCACUUCCCUUCCUGCCAACUCUCUUCAACUACGUCAAUCCCUGCCCUGGUACUGUGCCACAGCACCACCUGGUGGCCAGCUCGAGCCAGUGCAGCAGCAGCAGUAGCAACAGCAGCAACCGAGAAGGCGCCAACCAGUAGAGAUGCCCAGUAGCAAGGGGGUAAGGGAUGGGAGGGGCUCCCCUGGGACUGCCUAUACUGUACAGCGUGAUUUUCCCCUCCCACCCACCUCUUAUGUAAAGUAGCGAUAAGACCAACCAAUGGGAAGUUGUGGAGGCAAGGGUGCGAGGUUGUAGGGCUGGGGGUGCAUCAGGAGAGUCUGUGCGGUACCCCCUCACCCCUCCUCCUCAAUCCCUCCUCCCUUCAGCACUUAACCUCUCUGUCCUUUUUCUGUAGUAGUCUAGAGCUCAAUAACUGUCCUCCAAGACUAAAAAAAAAAAAACACAAAAACAAAAGCUAACAGGGUGUGUGUGUGCAAAUUAGUUCAGUCUGCUUCCCUUUAGUGAUUGCAAAAACGAAAAAAAAAAAAUACACAAAAAAAAACAACUCCUUCCGUGGUGGGUAAGUCAUCUUCGAGGAUCAUUCCCACAAUGAUCGUUCUCUCUCUCUGUGUACGUUAGGAGGUCCACGCGGCGACGCAGGGUGUGCGCGGUGCGAGAUGCCACGCGCACACGGUCCAUUCCACUAGAGGAGAGGUGUCUGCAGUGCCAUUCCCCCAAAGCCGUUUGGUUUAGUGUGUAGCGCGCCGGUUGUUGGCGUGACGUCUGUAAAGCACUAGAGCACUAGAGGUAAUACUACUGUUCUUUGCGUGGGCUGGGACAAGGCAGCGGGUCGACCUGCGCGGCCCAGGGGGGCAGAGCACCGGGCCGGCAGCGCCAGCGCAGUGUAGUCGGGUGCCGCCGCGGCCCGGGGUGGAAGGUACGACUCGGCACGGCCGAGGAUACGGGCUUGGGCCCAGGAAACUGCAGCGGGGUCUGGAGCUGAGAGAGCAGUGCCAGUUCGCUCCCAGGUUACCAAGCUGCUUGUUCAUCCUCCGUAUUUAAAACACAUAGUUUCAGUGGCCUUUCUCCAAAGUGUCUCCCAGACACACUCCAUUUGCUUGGCUGUAUGGGAGCCAAGGUGUCCCAUUCCCAGAAUCCCACUAGAAAGGGCACAGGGGUGCGGCCGGUUUUCUUCUGUAAUGGAGCUUCCUACAGUUCUGUCAGCUGCAGCAUUCUGAUGCUUUGUGGCUGAUUUUGUCAUGUAUCUAUAUUUUUUUUCCUUGUUGUCGUUUUUAUUUUGAACCUUUUUGUCCCCUGACAGCUUUCUGGAAAGGGGUUUGAAUACAGGCAUAUGAAUGUAAUAUAGUCUUGAGUUUAAUGAAGUACAGCAAAAGAAUAGAUUGAUUCAGGUUUCUCACUUGAAUAACCUGCGUAAAAAUAAGAACAUGUUCCACAGCUUCAAGUCUAUAGGAAAACUUCAAGAAACUUGCAUCAGGAUU
Lepisosteus oculatus (spotted gar) is the source of this 7051-nucleotide messenger RNA. RefSeq names its product zinc finger and BTB domain containing 4 (gene zbtb4). Gene Ontology annotation, molecular function: protein binding; RNA polymerase II cis-regulatory region sequence-specific DNA binding; DNA-binding transcription factor activity, RNA polymerase II-specific. NCBI's taxonomy places the organism in Eukaryota, Metazoa, Chordata, Actinopteri, Semionotiformes, Lepisosteidae. Gene Ontology annotation, biological process: regulation of transcription by RNA polymerase II. The record is from RefSeq and is a predicted model, not a curated record.